GGGCGCUCGCACUCGCACGGAUACUCACGUACACCGCCGCGGCGACCGUUUUUGUCGUCUGCGUCGUACGCGCGCGCUUACCUACUCCACGCGCUCACGGACGCGCCGCCGCCGCCGCGACGACACAUCGUUUCACGUACACGCACACGCGCGCUCUGCAAACCUCGGUGUACGAACGUUGCACGGACGCGCGUCGCACGCAUCCGAUCGCUACGCCGCGCGUAGCACGGCGGACCGACCACUGUUGUACGCGGCACGCGCACACCGCCGCCGGGCCACGUCGCGCGCGCACAUACACGCCGCACACGCACGGCAACCCGGAAUAAUGCCAAAUGGCCAAAUCGCCGGCUGCGACGCCGUCGUCAAACGCACCGCCGCCGCCGUCACCGCCGUCCAUCGUCACCGCCGCGUCACCACCGUCGCCGCACCGUCAGCACUACCAGCACCAGCACCAGCAGCGAUACUCGCACCGUCGGCAGCCGGCCGGCGGUGGCGGUGGCCGCGGGCAACGCGACGCGUACGACUACGACGACGUGGAGAUCAAACUCAAGAGCAUCGAACACACGCUGUUGCCGCUCGUCAAACAGAUUUCGACAUUGGUGGCGCACAGGGAACGACCGUUCUGUACGGAACGGACGGCCAGGGCGAUCGCCAGGGUCGGGCAAGGGGUGAACUUGGCCAUCGAGCGGUUCGUGACCGUCGGCGAGACCAUUGCGGACGACAAUCCAGAGAUAAAAGCCGACAUGUAUCAGGAGUGCAAGGAGGCAAGGGCGGCAGGUGCUUCCAUCGAAAAACUAUGCGAAGCCGUGUUUGAAGAUUCAAUCAAUGAUCGAGCGUCAGUGAUAAGAGCUGCUCGAUGCUUAUUGAAUUCUGUCACUAGAGUGUUAUUGUUAGCCGAUGUAGUAGUCGUGAAGCAAUUAAUUUCAGUUAAAGACAAGGUGUCACGAAGUCUGGGCCGCCUUGAAGGUGUCAACAACUUUACGGAGUUCGUCAAAGCCUUCAGUCAUUUUGGCACCGAAAUGGUAGAGCUGGCGCACCUGACGGGCGAACGGCAAAAUGACCUGAAAGACGAACGGCGGCGGUCUCAGAUUGCCGCGGCCCGGCAGGUACUCGAGCGGUCCACUAUGUUGUUGUUAACUUCGUCUAAGGCGUGUCUGAGGCACCCGGACAGCUCGGAGGCCAGCCAAAACCGAGACACGGUAUUCUGCCAGAUGCGCAGGGCCAUGGACCUGAUCCAUUACGUGGUCAAAGAUGGCGUGAAGGAGAGCGACGGCGAGACCAUGGCCCUGACACCGUACGUAUCGGAACAAGACGGUGGCGACACACUUGGCCAUGCGCUCAACGCUCUGGACUCGUUUGUCGACAUGACGAGGCUGACACUCGUCUUGAGCGAAAAAGAAACCCUUCUGCGCACCAUGGACGUCAUUAUGGAACGCACGCAGGACUUCACGGAUAGCGCGUAUACUAGGCACGAGCAUCGUGAAAAUAUACUGACGCUGUGCGACCGUGUUAAAACCCACCUGGAUCAGUUAAUCAGAGCCGGAGCUAGACUGGAACAGUGUGACGAAUAUUCACCUACGAAAUCCCUGGAAGUUGCUGUCAACCAAUGUCUAGAUGCUACUAAAGAACUUCGAGUUCAGUUGAUAGCCACUUGCAAAGAACAAUCGCAUGACCUACCUUUAAUAAUUCGGACAGGAUACGACCUCGUAACGUUCAUACAGACCACGGCUUCCGACGGAGACAUCGACAGUCUUAACAAGUAUGGUGAUCAAUUCGUUGAGGUCAUCGACCAAAUUGGAGAAAUUUGUAAGGUAUUAAGGCACAUAGCGACUACAGAAGCACUUCAGGUUUCUGCGAAACAUGCUGAAGUCAAUUUACGAGUGUACGCGCCUCAAAUCGUUACUGCGGCUCAAGCAUUAGCUCACUAUCCUUGUUCGAAAAUCAUAAAAGAAAAUCUAGAAGUAUUCGCUGAUAUGUGGCAAGCGUUAACUCAAGAUGUGUCUACAGUUUGCAAAGAAAUCAUGGAAAAACAACUACCGGAAAAACAAACGUACAUGUCGCUCCCCAGGCCUGGCAAACACGGUACGACGACGAAACCGCUGAAGUCCGUCCGACUGGACUUAUCGGAACAGGAUCAGAUCGCCAAAGCCGGUUUGGAAAUGAAACUGGCGUCCAGCGAAGUAGAAGCCGAGGCGGACCGGUGGGGUGGCGCGGGGGAGGAGGACGACGCGACCAACGAGGAAGGCGCCAGCGUGGACGAACGAGGUAACGUGGCCAAAGCGCACGAAGACAACGAUAUCGUGCGCAGGGCGAAGAACAUGUCCGGCAUGGCGCUGAGCAUGUACGAGUUCACCAAAGGCGACGGCGGGUCGUCGCUGAGGACCACGCAGGAUCUGUUCACGCAAGCCGAGUACUUGGCCGAGGAGGCGAACAGGCUGUACAAGCUGGUCCGACAAUUCUCGUACCAGGUGCCUAUGGGUGCAAACAAAAAAGAACUACUGGAACAGUUGGAUCAAGUCCCAACGUACGUGCAACAAUUGCAGUUUACAGUAAAAAUGCCUACUGUGGGUAAAUCCGCUACUUUUUCAAAAGUCGACAGUGUUAUUAACGAAACUAAAACGUUAAUGAAUGUUAUAUCAAAAGUAGUUACAACUUGUUUCGUCUGUGCUACCAAAUACAACUUGGACUUCCAAGGGCUAUCGACCAGGAGCGGUGGCUUUGGAGAUCGUGGUGAAGACGGUAGCGGUGCCGGUUCCGGAGGCGAAGGUGGCAAAAUGAGUGGUGGAUCAGGCUCGGAUGGAUCCAUGUGACAGUUCGGGAUGGGGCGGAGGAGCAAAGGGGAUGGUCGUCGCACCCGCGUGUCAUUCCUGCUCUUCUGAGCCCGUGCUACAUAAGCGAGCACAAAGCCCAUAGACUAUUUACAUGGCUUCCAAUCCCCAUAUAACCAAUACUACAGGAAAAUUACUUGCGGUAUUUGGAUUACCGGAAAGUUACCGGAUAAGUUUCGCUCAACAAAUAAAAGUAUUAUAACAAUAAUAUUUACACAUUGUACUUGUCUAAUGUUUCCUCGUCAUCGCCACUACGUCAUCGUAACAGCGUCGGGAGAGAACGAGCCCGGCCACAUGAUCGAUCGAAGCUGCGCAACGGCAUAUAAUAUUGUAACGUUUACCCAAAAUGAGUAUCGAUCAUAAUAUUUUAAUGUUCGCAUCCAUUCAUCGUGUUCGCCAUUGUUGUUGAAUUAUAUUUUUCGAUCGACAACGAUUUACCAAAGAGUUUUAAUCAUUCAGGGAGCGCUUCUACUAUUCGAGGACCCAGACAAUAUUGUAUAAUAUUAUUACAUUUUUUUGUCAUUUGUUUCUCGUGGGAUUAUGUUGUGUAAGAAGAAACAGAAUCGGACGGAAUAAUAAUUACACGCAGUUUACUGUUUAUCAAGUGUUACGACAAAAUGACGCGUUCACAGUUUAACAGACAAUAUAUUAUAUGCUCAUGUCUUGAGCGAAAAGCAAUAUAUACAUAUAUUACAAUGUUUAUUAUACGAAUAAUUUUCAAUACAUUUUUAAUUUUUUUUUUUAAUCAUUGCUAUAAAACAUCACUUGAAAUAUAAUUAAACUUAAGCACAAUCUUAAGCUUAUAGACAAUCAGGCAAUAUAAUUAUUUAUUAGGACACAGUUAAGAAAGAUCCAUCUGACAUCGCGAAAUGUACAAAUACGAAUAAAUGAAUAAUAAAACGGUGUUCAUUAGGAUAUCUUUUACGAUGGGCUCAACCUAAUAUAAUCGCUCAUGUAUUGAGUAUACGGUUUGUUUUGAUAUUUACAUCGUUCAGCUUUCGAGUAAUAAAAACUAAUAAUCAAUCACAUAGGUGUAUUAUACAUAGUUUUUUUUUUUUUUUGCAUCUACCUCUAAUGUUAAACAACCGUUUGAUAAAUAAAUCGAAUUUUUUUUAGCAAUGAAAAUGUGUAAAUUUCGAAAGACUAUUCACUAAAUUUACUCCCGAGAUGUUAAGACAAUGGUCUUCCACUCACAAAAAAAAAAAAAUAAAAUAUAUUUCCAUGUCAACAAAAUUCAAAGUAGAAUAUUAAGCUAUGUCUUCCCCAAAUUGUGUUCCAUUGCCCUAUAACUUCCCGUGUGUUUUAACUUAUUAGACAUAACGAUCUCUAAAUAAAAAUUAGUUUUUGAUCAAUAUUUUAUUAUGAAUUAAUUAUUUUAAUAAACUUUGGAACAAUUAUGGCGUUUCAUUUAAAUGCCAAAUUUUAAAAAUUCGUUCAUCUUUUUUGGCUUUACACAUUUUUUAUCGACCUUUAAAAAUGAUUUUGUAAAUAUAUAUACGUUAGACUGUGCCAAAUUUUUGCAAUAGUUUGAUCAAUUUUAAAUCAUUUAUAUGCCGUGUUAUUUGUAUGUAUAUUUAUUAAAAAAAUAAUUUGUUAUUACGAGUGAACAAUUUGUAUUUCUAACACGUUCACCGCAUUAUUACUAACGAGAACGUAUUCAUAUUACAAAUAGACACUGCGCGUAACAUUCGUAUAAGAACAAAUGUCGUUUGCUUUGAACUGAUGUCCAAUUAACCGUGUACAUAAAAAAAAAAAAAAAUCGUUGAACGAAUUACAUUCUAAGC
Messenger RNA from Sipha flava (yellow sugarcane aphid), 4612 nucleotides. RefSeq names its product alpha-catulin (gene alpha-Catr). The transcript has 13 exons. Gene Ontology annotation, biological process: cell adhesion; Rho protein signal transduction. Gene Ontology annotation, molecular function: cadherin binding; actin filament binding. Bases 333 to 2810 code for a protein of 825 amino acids. The record is from RefSeq and is a predicted model, not a curated record. NCBI's taxonomy places the organism in Eukaryota, Metazoa, Arthropoda, Insecta, Hemiptera, Aphididae.